Cylindrotheca closterium is the source of this 2043-nucleotide messenger RNA. The record is from the annotation of a GenBank genome assembly. NCBI's taxonomy places the organism in Eukaryota, Bacillariophyta, Bacillariophyceae, Bacillariales, Bacillariaceae.
AUGAUUGGUGGUCGUAAUAGUAUGAAACCAGAACUGAUGCCAAUCUCUCCUCUUUUAUCGACAGCUGCAAAAGGUGAAACUACCACCACUUCGCCCACCGGUAAAAGCAAGAAGAAACGAAAGCCACGAUCCAAGAAUAACAAACGACGACAAUCGAAGAUGCCAGACUUGGUGGAGACUUGGAGAGUCUAUGGACUCAAAGUCCACCCCGACGAUUUGACCCAAGAUGAUGACGAAAACAAGAGUGUUUUCGAUCAAAAGCGAGAUGCUGCAGAUGGAGAACCCAAGGCACCCAUUCCCAAGGCCCUUGAAGACAUUCUACUGAAAAAGUUAAAAGUGUCCGAACUCCCACCGAAUACCAACCUCGUACGACGAUCCCUGGACGCCCGCAAAAAGUUGGAACAUCCCACCUUUCAAUAUGUUGUCGACGUGCCACUGACACGACAAGAUUCGUACAAGUUGGGAUGGAAGAACCGACCUGGCCGUACCGAAAUUUUGGAAAUCCAAGCUAAGAAUGAGACCGCGAGCACAAGUGACGAAUCGUCGUCAGCAUCCAAUGAGAAGAAGCAAGUCAUUGUCGUAGGCACAGGUCCUUGUGGACUCUUUUGUGCCCUCCAACUGGCAUUGGAAGGAGUUAAGCCUAUUUUGAUCGAUCGUGGAGAGCCGGUGGAACGACGAGGACGAGACAUUGGUGCCCUCAUCCAUCGACGAAACAUGAAUCCUGAAAGCAACUUUGCCUUUGGAGAAGGAGGUGCAGGCACCUGGAGUGAUGGCAAACUGACCACAAGGACUGGUCGAAACUCGGAAAGUGUGCGAUGGAUUUUGGAGAAGCUGGUGGAAUAUGGAGCGCCGUCCAACAUUCUGUGGGAGGGAGCUCCCCAUUUGGGAACCGAUAAUCUUGUCAAGUUGCUGAGAAAGAUGCGAGAGCAUUUGAAGGAACUGGGCGGAGAAAUUCACUUCGGUACACGCAUGUCCAAUCUGAUUCUCGAGGAUGGUGUGGUCAAAGGAGUACAAGUCGAAGACGAACAAGGAUCCAGAACCAUCUUUGCAGAUGCCACUGUCUUGGCCACGGGUCACUCUGCGCGCGAUGUGUACGAAUCGCUGAACUCAUGCGGUGUGCAACUCGAAGCAAAGGGAUUUGCUGUCGGCUUUCGCAUUGAACAUCCACAAAAGUUUAUCAACAAGAUUCAGUAUGGCAACGAGUGGGGCCUUGCUGUGAAGACGGGCAAGUCCACAACUGACGAAGUCAACCUGGAACAUUUUGGAGGAACGCCCUCCGAACACGAAGGCAAGCUACCGGUUCCCAGUUACCGUUUGGCAACUGAUAAGGCUGAAGAUGGGACUGGCAACUACCGCGGGGUCUACAGUUUCUGCAUGUGUCCGGGAGGACAAAUUGUCCCGGCCUCCACCAAUUCCAGCGAAGUUUGUGUCAAUGGCAUGAGUUUCAGUCGACGGGAUUCCUUGUGGGCCAAUAGUGCUUUGGUGGUGACAGUUGCUCCAGAUGAUCCCGUUUUGGAACCAUACCGAGAGCAAUACGGUGUCUUGGCAGGACUGGAAUUUCAACGAGACAUGGAACGUCGGGCAGCAAUCUUGGGAGGGGGAAACUUGACGGUCCCUGUCCAACGAGUGACAGACUUUUGCGAGGGACAAGUGUCCGAAACCAUCCCUUCCUCUUCCUAUCGAUUGGGAGUCCAAUCGGCACCAUGCCACGAACUUUAUCCCGAGCCCAUUACCAGAGCACUGACCAAUGCAUUGACCAAUCAAUUCUCCGACAGCAUGCCGGGUUACUUCCAUCCAGACGGAUUGUUGCAUGCAGUGGAAACUAGAACAUCCAGUCCCAUGAGAAUAUCUCGAGAUGCAGAAACCUUACAAGCAAUCGGGUGUGACGGACUCUUUCCUGCUGGAGAAGGGGCUGGAUUCGCUGGUGGCAUUGUUUCUGCGGCGGUUGAUGGGGUGAAUGUAGCCGGAGCGGUCAUGGACAAGCUUGAAGGUACAUCUUCCAGAACGGGACAACGAUCAAAGUCAGUGGGCUUUUCCUACUAG